Apodemus sylvaticus (European woodmouse) is the source of this 1421-nucleotide messenger RNA. RefSeq names its product spindle and kinetochore associated complex subunit 1 (gene Ska1). The record is from RefSeq and is a predicted model, not a curated record. Gene Ontology annotation, cellular component: mitotic spindle; spindle microtubule; outer kinetochore. Bases 228 to 986 code for a protein of 252 amino acids. Gene Ontology annotation, molecular function: microtubule binding. The transcript has 7 exons. Lineage: Eukaryota; Metazoa; Chordata; Mammalia; Rodentia; Muridae. Gene Ontology annotation, biological process: mitotic cell cycle; regulation of microtubule polymerization or depolymerization; cell division.
UAGCUGAGUCUGCGCUGUUGGGAGAAUGCCUUUGUGCGCCUGCGCGGAGGCGCAUCCGGCGGACAGUUUGAAUUUUGGCUCUGGAAGUCGGUUUCGCAAUUUGGCGUUUCGGUCGUGGUCCGGUGCAGCCAGUCCCCAGCCGUAGUGCAGGCUCUUCGCUCCAGACUCCGUGAGGUCACUCGCUCGGAAGCCGCCCGAGGAGGCAUCGCUUAGCAGGUGCUUAAAGGAUGGCCUCAGAUCUAGAACAGUUAUGCACUUAUGUUAAUGAGAAGAUUGAGAAUAUUAAGAAAAUUCUGUUGAUUAGAAAUCUUGGCCAAGACCCUGCCUUGAAGACCACGUUAAGUAAAAUAGGAGAUGAGAUCAUUACAAUAAAUGAGCUUCUAAAUAAACUGGAAUUGGAAAUUCAGUAUCAAGAACAAACUAACAUUUCACUCAAGGAGCUCUGUGAAUCUCUUGAAGAAGAAUUUAAAGAUGUGGAGCAUCUUAAAGAACAUGUUCCUGUCCACUUGCCUCAAGUGACCCAGAGCUUAGUUCACAAGCCAGAUCUGGAUCCUAAAGAGUCAGUUAAAGUUGAGGAGCCUGUACCUCAGAAGAAGCCUCCCAAACAGCAGAGAGUUAUUAAGGAAAUGCACUUUAUAACUACUGAUGAGUUCGAUGGCGUUCCUGCGUACAUGAAAUCCCGUUUAACAUAUUGUCAAAUUAAUGAUGUUAUUAAGGAAAUUAACAACGCAGUAGUUAGUAAAUAUAAGAUUAUACAUCAACCAAAAUCAUCUAUGAGCUCUGUGAAGAGAAAGCUCUACCAAAGAUUUAUUAAUGAAGAAACGAAGGACACGAAAGGUCACCAUUUUAUCGUGGAAGCUGAUGUAAAGGAAUUCACGCCUUUAAAAGUUGACAAGAAGUUUCAUGUGAUCAUGAGCAUUUUGCGCCAUUGCCAGAGGCUGUCAGAGGUCCGAGGGGGAGGACUUACCCGAUAUGUCAUAACCUGAGGCUAUUGAAGACUUGGGACUGAUUGGCAGUAGGGUAUAGAGGGUAGUCUUGAAAUUUCAUAUAUGUUUUUAGUGUCUCCAUUUCCUGGCCUUGUUUGUUACAGAAGUAAAACUUUGGAUAAAGCAUAUAUAUUUUCAAAAUGUACUGCCUUUAGGAAUGUGGAUGAAGCUGGAGCUCACGAGCACAAUAGGCCAAUCAGAAAGACAAAUUCUGUUUCAUGUGGAACCUAUGUGUGUAUAAGAGUGUGUGUGGAUCCUCAAACCAGAAGGAGGAUCUUGAGAAGUAUGGAUAAUAGGGGAACAGAGAAGGCAUUGGACCGCUGUGCUAGGAGAACAGAGGGAAGGAUUAUCUGGGAACCAACCAGGGGAAGGGUAGUACAUGGGCAGGAGGUGGAUUAGAAUAAAGUAUGAUGCCACAAGAUAUAUAAAAAUGUA